AAGACAGCUGCACGAAACGGGACAGUGUACUCUUGCGUAAUCGUUGCUUUGCGCCAAGUAAAUGAAAUAAUAGAUUUUUUAUUCUCAGGCGGUGAUCAAAUUAUUCAAAUAUAUAAGUGAUAUACGCUAUAAAGUGUGUUCUCAACUAGCUGUGGAGUCUCGUGCAACUAGCUAUGCAUGAUCCUUGCCCAUAAUACGCUGAGCUGGAAAAGGCUCAACGCAAAGUAUGCAAAGCGUAAGUGACCGACUUAAAAGUAAAAGUUAUUUUGGAUACUCGACUUGAAACGGACUGGUGACUUUGUCUCCCGCGUGAUGAAAUUAUGAAAACCUGCAACUUCAGCUUGAUCUUAUUUGGAUUGAAUCCUUUCAUCUGGACUAACGCCUUCACAAGGACAAUACUCAAAGCAAGAACUUGUACAGCUUGUGGUGUUUUGGGAAACUGCGAAAUCACCUUUCUAUAAACCAUUUGCAACCAUCAGUGGAUCAACAGGAAAUAAAGGAGUAUUCUGUCCCAUUAGUCUGAAACAGCAAAGCCUUUGCAGACCAACAGGAGAAUAAAUUCAAAAGUCUUCCAGCAGUUCAUAAGAGCCGAAAUUGAAGGAUCUUCAGUUCUCAUGGUAGAAUAAGAGACUAUAAAGAAAAUAAUGAGCAGUGAUUUAAGGGCUAAAAGAAUAUUUUUAUAACUCAAAUUCAAACGCAAAGGUUAAAACUGCUUCCUUGUUUGUUCUGUGGCAUUUAACUUUCUGUGCACGUCAACAUACUGCACAAAAAAACAUUAGAAACAGUCACAGUAUCUUUAGCCAUGAAUUACUGCUCACAUUUAUCAGCCAUGACCUUUACAAAGGCAAAGCAUCACCAAUAUCUGCAACUAACAAACUAAAUUACUUUUUUACCCAAGAUGCUUUCAUGGAUUAAUUGAUCCUUUUUACUAAGAAUCAUGCAUAGAUGAUAUGAAGUGCUGGUGAACCAUGCAACAUGGAUCUGGUGAACAGCUCAGAUGAGUUCUUCCUCAUCAAUGCCACAGUCAGUCCCACAACCCUGGAGUCCUGGGAUGAUGCUACACUCCUCAGCCUUCAGAUCUCCAUCUCUGCCAUGCUAGCCAUCGUCACUUUGGCCACCGCUCUGUCCAACGCUUUCGUGAUCGCCACCAUUUUCCUCACACGCAAACUUCACACCCCCGCCAACUUCUUGAUUGGCUCUCUCGCAGCGACAGACCUCCUAGUGUCCAUUUUAGUCAUGCCAAUCAGCAUUGUGUACACGGUCAGUAAGACUUGGACCCUGGGUCAGAUCGUGUGUGAUAUCUGGCUGUCAUCUGACAUAACGUUCUGCACGGCUUCCAUUCUGCACCUGUGUGUGAUCGCGCUUGACCGAUACUGGGCCAUUACCGAUGCUCUGGAAUACUCGAAGCGUCGCACCAUGCGGCGAGCGGCGCUGAUGAUCGCCGUAGUGUGGGUGAUCUCGGUCUCCAUCUCCUUGCCUCCUCUCUUCUGGCGGCAGGCGAAGGCCCACGAGGAGCUCACGGAGUGCAUGGUCAACACCGACCAGAUCUCCUACACGCUCUAUUCCACAUUCGGUGCGUUUUAUGUUCCCACAGUCCUCCUGAUGAUUCUCUACGGGCGUAUCUAUGUGGCGGCUCGCUCCAGGAUCUUCAAAAUGCCGGCGACCAGUGGAAAACGGUUCACCGCUGCUCAGCUCAUCCAGAACUCGGCGGGUUCUUCGCUCUGCUCGCUGAACUCCACUUCUAAUCAGGAGGGACAACUUCAUCCUGGAGGAGCAGGAGGUGGUGGAGGUGGGGGAGGAGGGUCUCCUCUUUUCACGAACAGUGUGAAAGUGAAGCUGGCUGAUAGCGUGCUGGAAAGAAAGCGUCUUUGUGCCGCUCGGGAGAAGAAGGCCACCAAAACUCUUGGGAUUAUCUUGGGUGCGUUUAUAGUGUGCUGGCUCCCGUUCUUCGUGUUCACGCUGGUGAUGGGGGUCUGUAAAGACUGCUGGUUUCAUCCUGUGCUCUUUGAUGUGUUCACCUGGCUGGGGUACCUCAACUCACUCAUCAAUCCAGUCAUCUACACUGUCUUCAAUGAUGACUUCAAACAAGCCUUCCACAAAUUCACCAAGUUUAAAAGAUGCUACUGAUGUUACACGCCUCUCAUGUGUUUUGACACGUUCAUGACUUAAUAAGAGGAUUUCUGCUGAAAUAUCUGAAUCCUGUGAACAUUCAUCGUUCAACUGCUGUCGAGGACCCAACGUACAUUGCCGUUCGUUUUUCAGUGAGCUCCUAAACGCACACAUAGUGUCUGGUCGAUGUAUAUUACUGUUCUCAUGAGACAGCUUGUAAAAUAUUGUGCCAUAUUGUUGAUGCUUCCUCGUAGUUUAUGAAUGCAUGCUAAGAUAAUGAAUCCUUCGCUGGAGAGCGACGUUCUACUGUCUCUGUAACUAAUAGCUGUAUAUAAACUGCCUUAUUUACCAGAAACAGACUGAUAUUAAUAUGAAAUACUAUUUAUUUAAAAAGAACA
Molecule: messenger RNA, 2507 nt
Organism: Sinocyclocheilus anshuiensis
Lineage: Eukaryota; Metazoa; Chordata; Actinopteri; Cypriniformes; Cyprinidae
Product: 5-hydroxytryptamine receptor 1D-like
Exons: 2
Coding region: 976-2127 (383 amino acids)
Biological process (GO): smooth muscle contraction; adenylate cyclase-activating adrenergic receptor signaling pathway; chemical synaptic transmission
Cellular component (GO): plasma membrane
Molecular function (GO): G protein-coupled serotonin receptor activity
Source: RefSeq, a predicted model, not a curated record